Messenger RNA from Penicillium subrubescens, 4416 nucleotides. Its product is annotated as putative ABC multidrug transporter. The transcript is spliced from 6 exons. Gene Ontology annotation, cellular component: membrane. Gene Ontology annotation, biological process: transmembrane transport. The coding region runs from base 1 to 4416 and encodes 1471 amino acids. Gene Ontology annotation, molecular function: ATP binding; ATP hydrolysis activity; ABC-type transporter activity. The record is from RefSeq and is a predicted model, not a curated record. NCBI's taxonomy places the organism in Eukaryota, Fungi, Ascomycota, Eurotiomycetes, Eurotiales, Aspergillaceae.
AUGUCUUCGGACACGUCCAGCGAAGUUAAAUCUUUGCAUGAAGAUGACCAGCCGACAUACGAACCCAUCAAUUUCAUUGAACAGAGUGAAGUCGAAACCCUCACUCGGAUUGCAACCCAACAAUCUCGCCGACAAUCCGUCAUCGCUCAUCGCCUGGCCUCUGUCGCCGAGCACGAUGAGUCCCUGGACCCCCAAUCGCCGAAAUUCGAUCUUGCAAAAUGGCUGAGGGCGGCCAUAAAUGAUGUCGCUCGCGACGGUAACGCAGGCCAGAACAUGGGCAUUGUCUUCAAGAACUUGAAUGUAUACGGAUCAGGAGCAGCUCUCCAAUUCCAGGAUACUGUCUCGGGCCUGCUAACUGCACCACUUCGACUGCCCGAGAUGAUUCGGGAGUCUCACUCCCCUCGCAGGCGCAUCCUCAAGGACUUCAACGGCCUUCUGAAGAAGGGCGAAUUGAUGCUUGUUUUGGGGCGACCUGGUGCUGGCUGCAGUACCUUUCUCAAGUCGCUAUGUGGAGAGCUUCACGGUUUGGAUGUUGAUAAAGAGAGCGUCAUUCAUUAUAAUGGUAUCACUCAGGGGCGGAUGAUAAAGGAAUUCAAGGGUGAAUUGGUAUACAAUCAAGAGGUUGACCGGCAUUUCCCUCAUCUCACGGUCGGCCAAACAUUGGAAUUUGCCGCUGCGACUCGUACUCCUUCCCAUCGAUUCCAGGGCAUGUCACGCUCGGAAUUCGCCAAAUACAUGGCCCAAGUCAUGAUGGCGAUUUUUGGAUUGAGUCAUACCUAUAACACCCGAGUUGGUGAUGAUUUUAUUCGUGGCGUCUCUGGUGGUGAGAGAAAGCGAGUCAGUAUCGCCGAGAUGGCUUUGGCUGCUUCUCCUUUGGCUGCUUGGGACAAUUCUACACGAGGACUGGACUCAGCUACGGCAUUGAAAUUCGUGCAGGGCCUCCGAUUGUCGUCAGAUCUCACUGGUUCUGCCCAUGCCGUCGCUGCCUACCAAGCCAGUCAAAGCAUCUACGAUGUCUUUGAUAAGGUUAUCGUCCUGUGCGAAGGAAGACAAGUCUUCUUUGGCCCUGCCUCCAGAGCCAAAGCGUACUUCGAGGAGCAAGGCUGGGAUUGUCCACCACGGCAGACUACUGGAGAUUUUUUAACAUCCAUCACCAACCCCCAGGAACGUCAAGCAAAACCCGGUAUGGAGGGCCGUGUCCCACGCACACCUGAGGAUUUCGAAAAUGUGUGGCUCCAGUCUGCCGACUAUCAACAAUUACAACGUGAGAUCGCUUCGUAUGAGGAGCAGUACCCGAUCGGCGACGACCAGCAGGCCGCGAUUGAAUUCCAGGAGAAGAAGCGUGGAAAGCAAGCAAAUCAUACUCGACCAAAGUCACCUUAUAUCAUCAGCGUCCCCAUGCAAAUCAAGCUCAAUACGGUCCGAGCCUAUCAACGUCUCUGGAAUGACGCUGCAUCAACUAUUUCAACUAUUGUCAGCAAUAUCAUCAUGGCUCUGAUUAUUGGCUCGGUGUUCUACGAUUCGCCCAACACCACUUCUGGUUUCGCGUCCAAAGGUGCGACCCUCUUCUUUGCUGUCUUGCUCAACGCCCUUACGGCGAUGAGUGAGAUAAACAGUCUCUACGCUCAACGCCCGAUCAUUGAAAAACACAACUCCUACGCGUUCUAUCACCCAGCUACCGAGGCUAUAGCAGGCGUGGUAGCGGAUAUACCGGUCAAAUUUGCUUUGGCGGUUGUAUUCAACAUCAUUCUCUACUUCAUGGCUGGCUUGCGACGCGAGCCAGGAAACUUCUUCCUCUACUUCUUGGUUACUUUUCUCAUCACAUUCGUGAUGAGUGCUGUGUUCCGUACUUUGGCCGCUGUCACGAAGACUGUGUCCCAGGCUAUGGGUUUAGCAGGUGUCAUGAUUCUGGCACUAGUGGUGUAUACAGGUUUCGUGCUACCCGUUCCGUCCAUGCAUCCCUGGUUCGAAUGGAUCCAUUAUCUGAACCCUAUUUACUACGCAUUCGAAAUCCUGAUUGCCAACGAAUUCCACGGAAGAGACUUCGCUUGCUCGCAAUUCGUACCUAGUUACGCCGACCUGUCAGGCAAAUCAUUUGCUUGCUCUGCUUCUGGCUCUAGCGCAGGCGAAACAACCGUCAGUGGCGAUCGAUACAUCCAGGUCAACUACGAGUAUAGCUAUAGCCACGUGUGGCGAAACCUCGGCAUUCUCUUCGCAUUCCUCAUCGGCUUUAUGAUCAUUUACUUUGUUGCGUGUGAGCUGAACUCUUCGACAACUAGCACGGCAGAGGCUCUGGUAUUCCGCCGCGGCCAUGAACCGGCAAAUAUGCGCCGCGGUCACAAAAAGGCAGAAUCCGAUGUUGAAAGCGCCGAUACAGUGGCUGCGAGACAAUCCAACAACUCCGACGAUACAGAUGGCAAGGGAAUGGCUGCCAUUCAGCCUCAGACAGAUGUCUUCACUUGGCGCGACGUGAGCUACGAUAUCGAAAUCAAGGGAGAACCCCGUCGACUUUUGGACCAUGUUUCUGGAUGGGUCAAGCCAGGUACCCUCACAGCUCUCAUGGGUGUGAGUGGAGCCGGAAAGACAACCCUUCUCGACGUGUUGGCCCACAGAACUUCUGUCGGUGUGGUAACUGGUGAUAUGUUUGUCAAUGGCAAUGGUCUCGAUGCUAGCUUCCAGCGGAAGACAGGCUAUGUGCAACAGCAAGACUUGCAUCUCGAGACUGCUACCGUGCGCGAGUCUCUGCGUUUCAGUGCUCUUCUGCGCCAGCCUGCAAGUGUCUCGAUCCAGGAGAAACAUGACUAUGUCGAGGAUGUGAUUAAAAUGCUCAACAUGGAAUCCUUUGCUGAGGCUAUCGUCGGUGUUCCUGGUGAAGGUCUGAAUGUCGAGCAAAGAAAGUUGCUUACAAUCGGUGUCGAGCUGGCUGCCAAGCCCAAGCUUCUUCUGUUCUUGGAUGAACCUACCAGUGGUCUUGACUCACAGAGUUCCUGGGCAAUCUGUUCAUUCCUCCGCAAGCUCGCCGAGCACGGACAGGCUAUUCUAUGUACCAUUCACCAGCCUAGCGCUAUCCUCUUCCAGCAGUUUGACCAGCUCCUUUUCUUGGCCCGAGGCGGCAAGACAGUUUACUUCGGACCUAUUGGAGAACAGUCGCGAACUCUCCUCGACUACUUCGAAUCUCAUGGCGCACGCAAGUGUGGUGAUAGCGAAAACCCCGCCGAAUUCAUGCUGGAUGUUGUCAACGCCCGCACCAACCCCCAGGGAGAAGACUGGUUCGAUGUGUGGAAGCAGAGCAAUGAAAGUCAAAUGGUCCAGGCUGAGAUCGAUCGAAUUCACAAGGAGAAGCAAAGCCAGGGGGCAGCUGAGUUUGAAGACUCAGCUAUUACUCGCUCUGAAUUUGCCAUGCCUUUCUGGUUCCAACUCUAUCAGGUCACCUACCGAGUGUUCCAGCAGUACUGGCGCAUGCCUUCAUACAUCAUCUCCAAAUGGGGACUUGGUAUCGCUGCGGGUCUCUUCAUUGGCUUCUCAUUCUACCAAGCGAAGGCAUCACUUCAGGGAAUGCAGACCAUCAUCUACUCGGUCUUCAUGCUGUGCACAAUUUUCACUUCCCUUGUUCAACAGUUAAUGCCUCUCUUCGUGACACAACGCUCUUUGUACGAAGUUCGUGAACGACCCUCAAAGGCUUACAGCUGGAAGGCCUUCUUGAUCGCCAACGUCAUCGUCGAGAUCCCCUACAUGAUUGUCACUGGUAUCCUCAUCUACGCCUGCUACUUCUACGCCGUCGUCGGCAUCCCUAGCUCCGUAAGCCAGGUGACCGUUCUUCUUCUCUGCAUCCAAUUCUUCAUCUACGCCGGCACAUUCGGUCAAAUGGUCAUCGCCGCCCUUCCCGACGCCGAAACUGCCAGCGCAGUUGUUGUCCUUCUUUUCGCCAUGUCACUUACUUUCAACGGUGUGAUGCAGCCUCCGUCGGCUUUGCCUGGAUUCUGGAUUUUCAUGUACCGCGUUUCUCCCUUCACAUACUGGGUCGGUGCUAUGGUCUCGACCCAGGUUCAUAACCGUGAAGUUGUUUGCUCUUCAGCCGAACUUUCUAUUUUCGACCCCCCGUCUGGUCAAACCUGUGGACAAUAUCUUGGUGAAUACGUCAAGCUUGCAGGUGGUCAGUUGCUCGAUUGGAAUGCCACUUCUGAUUGCAGUUAUUGUCCAGUUCAAAAGGCGGACCAAUACAUUGCGCAGUCUGAGAUCUACUAUUCUGAUAGAUGGCGCAACUUUGGAAUUGUCUGGGCUUUUAUCGCUUUCAACAUCUUUGUCGCCACGCUGACUUACUACCUGUUCCGUGUGAAGCGCUGGGAUCUCGAGAGUAUCAAGCAAAAGUUCCUACCUGCGAGAUUCACAAAGUCAAAGGCAAAGUCAAAGGCAUAG